GACUGCAAGCAGCCGCGGCGCUCCCGGCCCGCCCUCUUCCGCUGCCGCCGUGGGAAUGGAAACAUCUGCCCCACGUGCCGGAAGCCAAGUGGUGGCGACAACUGCGUGCCACUCCGCGGCCUGCCGCGCAGAUACUCUACGUGUGUCCUCGCGAGACAAGCUCACCGAAAUGGCCGCCUCCAGUCAAGGAAACUUUGAGGGAAAUUUUGAGUCACUGGACCUUGCGGAAUUUGCUAAGAAGCAGCCAUGGUGGCCUAAGCUGUUCGGGCAGGAAUCUGGACCUUCAGCAGAAAAGUACAGCGUGGCAACCCAGCUGUUCAUUGGAGGUGUCACUGGAUGGUGCACGGGUUUCAUAUUCCAGAAGGUCGGAAAGUUGGCUGCAACAGCUGUGGGAGGUGGAUUUUUUCUCUUUCAGCUUGCAAACCAUACUGGGUACAUCAAAGUUGACUGGCAACGAGUGGAGAAGGACAUGAAGAAAGCCAAAGAGCAGCUGAAGAUCCGUAAGAGCAAUCAGAUACCUAUUGAGGUCAGGAGCAAAGCUGAAGAGGUGGUGUCAUUUGUGAAGAAGAAUGUUCUAGUGACUGGGGGAUUUUUCGGAGGUUUUCUGCUUGGCAUGGCAUCCUAAGGCAGAUGACCUCAUGUUCAUUGUUCCUGUUUUUUUCCAGGCAGCAGCCUCUACACUCCAUCAUAGGACAUCGAGUCCCUCCUCCUCUUCUCCCAUGCCUUCCUCCCUGCCAUGGCAAAUCCGAGUGGCUUCUAUAAGCAUCUGCUGGUACAAGUUAAUGUGGCACCAUGAGCUUGAUGGUGGCAGAAGAGGCAACAGUCCUUAGCUCUCCUCCCAGGACACCCCUUACUUGGUCAGUCUGUGGGUCAACAAGAAGGUUCCUUUACCCCUAUGCAAGACACUUAUGAGAACACAUUGCAAGAUGGCUGACCGUGGAGGAUGAGUGGAUCCUGAAAGCUUGUCCCAAACUGUUGAUUUGAAAAAAAAAUAAGCACAUAACCUUAUUGUGUGCUGCAUGGAAAGGAACUGAAUACAUUUUCCUUCAAGCAUGAAAAAAAAAAAAAAAAAGAAAGGGUCCCUUUGAGUUUGUAUGUUCAAUCAGCAGGGAUAGCGUUUCCAUUUCUACCCUCCACGAUGACCAGACAAAGGGCAGGAAAUUAUCUAUUGAGUGUAUUUCUGAUAGGACUUUCAGAUACUAACUGGGGCCACGAGGUAUUGGAAUUGCAUCUCUGCCAUGGUUUUAUGAGAUUGUGGGGUGAUCAGGUGUCUGCCAAGUAUUAAACUACCGUAGGGAACAGAAUGAGGGGAGGAGAGAAGGAGGAAAGUGAGGGAGGAAAAGCAAGGAAAUGGCAAAGUUUAAACGAAAAUUUUUUUUGAGAGCCAAAGCACUCAACAGGUUUUUGUUUGAUCUUCACCAACAUUUGUAAAGAAAUAUAGAAGGAAUUUGAUAGCAGACAAGAGCUGUCUAUCAAGAUUAUUUCCUUUGGUAAUUCUUACAGAACUGGCUAUAUUCUUAGCUAGAUAAUUCAUCUAGUUUAAAUAUGCACAAACUACUGGAAAUGAUAGAAUCUUAAAAUCAUGGAUGUAUCCUUAAGGAAGGCUUGUAAGGAUGAGUUAAUUUAUGUAAUUGAAGUAUAGGGUAGCCACUCCAAGAAGCCAUUAAAAAAUUAAUGACAUAUUUUCAUUUUUACCUGA
Symphalangus syndactylus (siamang) is the source of this 1699-nucleotide messenger RNA. RefSeq names its product FUN14 domain-containing protein 2-like. The record is from RefSeq and is a predicted model, not a curated record. NCBI's taxonomy places the organism in Eukaryota, Metazoa, Chordata, Mammalia, Primates, Hylobatidae. Gene Ontology annotation, cellular component: mitochondrial outer membrane. Gene Ontology annotation, biological process: autophagy of mitochondrion.